Microbotryum saponariae is the source of this 1279-nucleotide messenger RNA. The record is from the annotation of a GenBank genome assembly. NCBI's taxonomy places the organism in Eukaryota, Fungi, Basidiomycota, Microbotryomycetes, Microbotryales, Microbotryaceae.
AUGGCGCCUUUACACGCACGAGCGAGUGGUAAAGCAGUUCGCCGCCUGCCGCCCGAGCUCCUCAGUGACAUUGCGGCCUUUGUCGAUCAGCGUCGCAGCGACGAAGAUGACGUCGAAUGGCGAAUCCAGUCGGUUUUCCAAGACCUUCGCAACGCGGCUGCAACCUGUCGAGCAUGGCGCGGUCCCUUUUCGCGCCAGCUGAUGCAGGAGCUGCAUGUUACGAUCGGGCGUUGGACCGAGCACAAGACACGUGACCUCAGUCUGGCGAGGCGGUACCCGAUCCACCGCCUCCGCGUUUCGCUCGUUCGGGACAAGACCGCUGCCGCCAAGUUCUUCUUCGACCUGCUGAGCCUGACGCGAUCGUCGGUCAAGGCGCUUUGCGUGUCGCAAGAAGAGUUGGUGCUGGAUCUGUUCGCCAUCAAGUAUGAUCUUCAAAGUACAAGCUUACCCGCUUCAUUCGUGUAAUACAUGAUAGCAAUCCGAGACACUGACCCCAAUCGCCCUCCCCGCAGAUCUCGAACGGCUCGAGCUGAGCGGCAUCGAAUCUUGCCGCUUCGAGUGGUUGGGACACAUGCGACCGGUGCUCCCGAAGCUCACUUUUCUGAAAUGCCGCGAAGGGCGCUUCCAUGCCCUCUCCCACUUUGCACGGCACGUGAGCACGCCCGCACUCGUCAAGAUCGAGUUGAAAUGCGGGUACAAUCAGCUCUUUGACCAUGCAUCGCCGACGCGCGAAGCGCUCGAGGUCGAGCUCCUGACCUGCAAAGGCGUGCGACUGAAGGAAGUCUCUCUCAUCCUCGAGGACGAUGGACUCGAUGCAAGCUCUACAAUCAUCAAGCUUCUCGUAGAGGGUCUUCAAGCGUGCAAAUCGCUCCGGAUCUUCCGCUUGAGUGUUUUGUCCUACGCGGGGUGUCGCGGCCGCAAUCACUCCCAAGAGCUCAAUUCCGUUCGACCCCUCGUGGCGGCAAUCCCUUCGUAUGCGCCCUUCCACACGCUGUGCAUCAACUUUUCGAUUUACGCCAAGCUGGGCUUCGAGGUCUGCUUGGUCGCUCUACUCAAGAGCCUUCAGACGAGUGAACUUCCUCGGCUCGUCGACAUUCAAGUUUGGUUCCACAUGUUCGACACUCGCGUCGGCCAGAAGGAAGCCGUCGUUUGGUCGAAAACCAAAAUCGACUCGCAGUUGAACGAAACCACUUGGGACGAGCUGAAGAGCUGGUGUGACAAGGAAAAUGUGACCAUUGAUCUCAAUGUUAUAGGCCGCUUGACUAAGUCCAACGGAUAG